UAAUACCAUAUUUUUCCGAGUGUUCACCUUUCGGGAUUUCAGUAGUCGGGGCCGAAAACGUUAACAAAAUCCAGCGGAAAACUGCCCAACUCGCAGACUGUGACACACGCAAACACCUAAGCCCACACACUCGCACACCCGCACACAGGGGGAAAAAGAGGGAGCCAUGGCCAAAAAGGAGGAGCUCCUUAUGGACGGGCCGAAGCGGAUGAACCGCGAGUUGGCCCUGAUGCUGGAGGACAAGCAGAACCUGCAGUUCCGCAACCUGUGGGUGGAGCCGAACAACAUCUACAAGUGGAGCGGGCUGCUGAUGCCGGUGGCCGAGCCCUACAACAAGGGGGCCUUCAAAAUGGAGAUCGACUUUCCGAUGGACUAUCCCUUCAAGCCGCCCCGCAUCCACAUAAACACCAGGAUGUACCACCUGAACGUCAAUGAGCGCGGCCAGGUGUGUGUGCCGAUCCUGGAGACCGAGCACUGGAUCCCCACCACGCGGAUCGACCAGGUCCUGCAGGUCCUGCUGGCCACCAUUAACGACCCGCAGCCGGAGAACGCCUGGCACAUGGAGAUGGCCGGCGAGUACCACAAUGAUCCGGUGCGUUUCUUCAGAAUGGCCGACGCCUGGGUUCAGAAGUACAGUGAACGCCGGCCCACCGAAGAGGAGCUGGCCAAGUUCGCCCGGAAGCGAAAGAAAGCAAUGUCCAAGGAUUAGUAAGGAUUGCAUGAAGUGCUUCUAUCGAUGUUAUAGUAAAAAUAUUGUAAAUUGUUAAAGUAAAAUAAUCAAGCUAGAUAGGAAACUAAAAUGUAACCAAUAGCUUUCAAGUAAGGCAUUGACUUGUUAUAUAAAGUUAGUUAGAACCACUCACUAUAAAUACUUGGUAGCAAGUCAUAACGAGGAAUCAAUUACAUGAAAAGCAACAUAAUGUUGUAUCCCAGUCCCAACUUUAACUACUAAAUCUUAUUGACUUGGCAAUAAAUAUCGAGAAAGAGCCUCA
Molecule: messenger RNA, 992 nt
Organism: Drosophila ficusphila
Lineage: Eukaryota; Metazoa; Arthropoda; Insecta; Diptera; Drosophilidae
Product: ubiquitin-conjugating enzyme E2-18 kDa
Exons: 1
Coding region: 167-709 (180 amino acids)
Source: RefSeq, a predicted model, not a curated record